Peronospora belbahrii is the source of this 2163-nucleotide messenger RNA. Lineage: Eukaryota; Oomycota; Peronosporomycetes; Peronosporales; Peronosporaceae. The record is from the annotation of a GenBank genome assembly.
AUGUCUCGUGCUUGUCAGGUUGCAAGUCGCAAGCGGUCCGUGGACGGCAUUAGCUUGGAGGAUCGAGAGGCUUCCAAGACGCCGGAUACGGAAAUGGAGGAACAGCUCUGUGCACAAGCCGCAGAAACUCUCAAUCGUUUCAUCCAGUCAUUCCACAUUUUUGCCAGUACUGAGAUGGCUCGCAAUCGACUCAAGAGCUCGCUGUAUCUAUCGAAUCAACGGCGACAUCGAAAGGAAUACUCGAUUCUCGCUGAUGGGAUUUUCGACAAAGCGUUACAAGGUUAUAAGGUGCAGACAUCGGAGCUACCGGGACUGCCAGAUCGCUAUGUAAAACGUACGGUAAAGAUACAUUUGGUCAAUCGCAAGACCCAAACUAGCGUCAAUAGGCGAGCAGUGAUUCUACCAAAAGUACCUCCGAUUCCAACUGCCACCAUGUGGACGGCUUUAACAACGAACUUUGAGGUGGAGGAUGAACCGACACUUAAAUUUGUACCGUACUUUGGCGACGAUGAUGAAGAUGAUGUUGUGUCAGCGUUCUACCAAAUCAAACAGCAAAGAACGAGCGCAUGCGAGGUAGAAUUUACGAAGGAAAUGUGUGAAGGUGUAUUGAAAGCUCUUCAAGCAACGUGGGAUCUUACCGUAAGCGAUCUAAAGCGCGUGGCAAAUGUGCUUAAAGUGGAAGAAGAGGUGCUGGUUGAAGUGCACAAACAUUUACGUCUAUCACAACACGAAGCGAAGAAAAGACGACGAGUGGAAGCAAUAGUUGUUGUAAAAGGGCAGACUAAUUCUAAUAUGGAUGAACGAGCUAAGGAUGACUUGCUGAACUCUGUUGAUCCGAAUAUAUCAAUGGACGAAUACGUUCGGUUGUACGAGAAACUAGCUGAUUCGUAUCGCAGCCUUUUCUGUCGACGUUGCUUUGUUUAUGACUGUGACUACCACGGAUGCAAAGAACAGUCCAAGCUGAUUAUCUUGGAACAAAAUGCCGUUGCGCGGAACAUGGAGGAGAAGAGAACAAUGAUCAACACAGGCCGCAACUGUGAAAACAACUGUUUUCUUAGCACAACGAGUUCUUCGAGCUUCAAUGGCAUUUCCAAGGCUCGCGCUGUCUCUGCCACUUUCAAGUGGAACAGACAGACGAGCAUCCUUUGUGCACGCACUUAUAUUAUGUGCGCAGGAAACUUUUGCGAAAUGGCGAAGAUAAUUGGCGACAAAAAUUGCAAGGAAGUCGCCGAGAUAUGUGCGUACUGCAAUAUUAAUGACCGCAGUUUGCCAAUUAAGGCUCGUGUGCAAUCAAAAUGUCGACGAUCGCGGAAGAAGAAGAGUGCCCGAAUGUCAAUCGCCCAUUUACAGAAUUCUCGAAACGGCGUAGUGAAUUCUGUUCAGAUCAAAAUUGAGCCUUGCUCCCACUUAGGGUCGUGUGAGCCAGGCAUUUGCUCUUGUGUUGAAGAUGGCAUAUUUUGCUCAAAGCAUUGUCAUUGUGUCCACGAUGAGUGCAAGAUAUUCUUUUCAGGUUGCCAGUGCCAGCGCGGUCGCUGUCGUACAAAGGCCUGUCCAUGCUUUUGUGCAGGCCGCGAAUGUGAUAUCGAUUUGUGUAAAGUGUGUUCUGCAGAUGAAAUUGCAGUGCGAGAGAAGGGUGAGCUGUUUUACAACAAUAACAGCAACACGAGUGAUAAUAUGACAAUUGAUGAUCGACAUGAAACGACUUGUCAAAAUCGCAGUAUCGCGCUCGGCAAACAGAAGCACGUACGAAUGGGCCGUUCGAAGCUCCGUGCUGCUGGCUGGGGUCUUUUUGUGGAUGACUUUGUUGCAAAGGACGAGUUUAUCAUCGAGUAUAUUGGUGAAAUGGUAUCGCAAGAAGAAGCUGAUCGACGUGGUGCUGUCUAUGACAAAGUUGAUUGCAGUUAUUUGUUUAAUCUGGAUACAAAAACUGUGAUUGAUUCAACACGAAAGGGGAACAAGACUCGAUUUAUUAAUCACUCGUCAAAGAGUCCAAACUGCAUAUGCAAAAUCAUGAACGUGAGCAGCGAUUUUCGAAUUGGCUUGUUUGCAACUCACGAUAUUCAACCCCAUACUGAGCUCUUUUUUGAUUAUGGUUUCGACAAGGAGCUGUACCAUGCAGAGCUCGUUAAACAGCCAAACGUUACACAGUGGAUGAAGGAAUGA